Messenger RNA from Spizellomyces punctatus DAOM BR117, 1960 nucleotides. RefSeq lists its product as uncharacterized. Gene Ontology annotation, molecular function: zinc ion binding; sequence-specific DNA binding. The record is from RefSeq and is a predicted model, not a curated record. NCBI's taxonomy places the organism in Eukaryota, Fungi, Chytridiomycota, Chytridiomycetes, Spizellomycetales, Spizellomycetaceae. Gene Ontology annotation, biological process: regulation of DNA-templated transcription. The transcript has 2 exons. The coding region runs from base 346 to 1416 and encodes 356 amino acids.
AUUCGUCAACCGCAUUCGGAACUGAGGCUGAACUUGCAUUAUCUUGUCUUUUGACACUUCUGACACUAUUUUUUUUUUUACUUUCGACAACGAACUGCUUCCGAGGAAAUCCAUCACGCUAUCAUUAGAAGGUUUCACAUUUAGGGUAUUGGCCCCGACGCUUUGCUUACCAUCACAUUAUUAUACGGAUACCCUCGCGCCACUGGCAAGAUCUGGAGAGAGAGAUCACCUUGACUUUGCAUUUUAGACAGACUUGUUCGUGCAUUACAUACAGACAAAAGUACAGCAUUGCUUUCCAACGCGCACACUCUGAGACUUGCACCACAUUCCGGCACGAGUGUCGCCAUGAACGAGAUCUCCGCACUCCAGGUCGCUGCGCCAUCACCAUUCCCCCAUCUGGCCCCAUCCUCGAGAUCCGGCUCGACCACCAGGCAGCCCCCCGCUCCCACGGAUAUCCCCUUGGCAGAUGCACAGCUUCUUUUGCCAGACUUUCCGCUUCCGCUGCCUAAUGUCGAUAGCUACGACUUUUCGAGAUCUUCAAACGGUUGGAUAGCGGACGAUGACAUUUUGGGUGCGGCAGCCGUUUUGUUCAGCACAAAGCUCUUGGAUCAAGCACAUCGCGAAAAAGCCGCACAGCGUGUAGUGCCUGCGUUGGGCGCUUUUAUACCCGGUCCCGAAUCGCACCUCCCGGCCAUUGCGGCCGAACAGCACUUUAUCGGAGAAUUUAUUCAGCACGACCACGACUCCGACAGUGAAAGUGGAUAUCAAGAUUCUUCCCUCCCAUCGAUUUCCCCACGCUCCUUUACAUCAAGACCAUCGGUCACGCACGAUAACGUCUCGACAGACGAUGAAGACUCGUCCCCGGAAAACUCCGCCAAGGCGCAGAUUGCUACACCUCUGCGGCCUUUUCGCAAGUCCCGCUUGAAGAGAAUGAUGGAGCCAGACUCUGAUGAUGAUGAAGGAGAAGGGAAUGAUUCCGAAAACGAAGGGCAAGAAGACAAAGAACAGAAAACGCAAAGUCAAGAAGAGCAAGAUGAAGAGAGCGAUUUCGCGUCCAAGAGAGUCGUUCGCAAACCACAUGUAAAGAGAACUGCCAACCAUCGCAAGACCAAAACCACACCAUCACCACACAAGAAACUCAAAAAAGAGACAUCAGCCGUUGUUGAAUCACGUCCAAGGUCGGUUGAAAAAGACCGCAAGAGUCCCGUCAGAAACUUGACUCCUAGCCGUGGAGCGCGCAAACCCGCCAAGAGCAAUGGUAGAAGGUGCGGCUAUUGCAAUGCCACACAAACUCCAAUGUGGCGCCAUGGUCCUCCAGGAUAUACAGACCUCUGCAACAAGUGCGGCGUCAAAUGGAUGCGGGGACGGAUUCUCCAAGACCCCACACCCACGUCUCCAGACACUGUCACUCACUAAAUGCAUCUCAUGCGCCGCCGUACAUCACUUUCAAAAAUACACUAUUACAAAAAGACAUUCAAGGAACCAUCCAGCUCGCUUGUAAAUCCUCUACGUAGAAGUUGACAUGGACGAUGGACGAGCAUAGAAGGGCUUCUUGGAAGGGACACUUUAUUACCUGUCUGUUUUUCUUUUCAAACUUUUUUUUUUUUCUUUUUGACCUUCCUGUCUCCUUUUUUUUGUUGGUUAAACCUUUUUUACGGGGUGUGGUCUGGAUUCGGGAUUUGGUGGUGGAAGAAGGGGGGACAAGUUUUGUGGAUCCUCCUUGUGAAAAGUAGUUGUGUUUUGUGCUGUGUUGGGCUUUGCGGGCUCAAAGUAUACAUCAUGUUAUUGGAUGUCUUGCAGGUUGGCUUUUGCUACUUGGGUUGAUGGUGUCAUAUGUCGACCUAGUUUACCAGGACGGGCUACACUGAGCUUCAAAAGCCUCGGCCAGUUCUUUCAGAUCCGAAAACAAGCGUGAUGCACCAUGACUAUUUACUUUACUGCGUGAGGGUUUGCAGCGAUG